Molecule: messenger RNA, 3315 nt
Organism: Capra hircus (goat)
Lineage: Eukaryota; Metazoa; Chordata; Mammalia; Artiodactyla; Bovidae
Gene: FOXC1
Product: forkhead box C1
Exons: 2
Coding region: 83-1747 (554 amino acids)
Biological process (GO): anatomical structure morphogenesis; cell differentiation; regulation of transcription by RNA polymerase II
Molecular function (GO): RNA polymerase II cis-regulatory region sequence-specific DNA binding; DNA-binding transcription factor activity, RNA polymerase II-specific
Source: RefSeq, a predicted model, not a curated record
GCGGGCCCGGACUCGGACUGGGCGGCCGGCCCGGAGAGGGCGGGGGGCGGCGGCGGCGGCGGCGGCGGCGGCGAGCGGGGCCAUGCAGGCGCGCUACUCCGUGUCCAGCCCCAACUCCCUGGGAGUGGUGCCCUACCUCGGCGGCGAGCAGAGCUACUACCGCGCGGCGGCGGCGGCAGCGGGGGGCGGCUACACGGCCAUGCCGGCCCCCAUGAGCGUGUACUCGCACCCGGCGCACGCUGAGCAGUACCCGGGCGGCAUGGCCCGCGCCUACGGGCCCUACACGCCGCAGCCGCAGCCCAAAGACAUGGUGAAGCCGCCCUACAGCUACAUCGCGCUCAUCACCAUGGCCAUCCAGAACGCGCCGGACAAGAAGAUCACCCUGAACGGCAUCUACCAGUUCAUCAUGGACCGCUUCCCCUUCUACCGCGACAACAAGCAGGGCUGGCAGAACAGCAUCCGCCACAACCUCUCGCUCAACGAGUGCUUCGUCAAGGUGCCGCGCGACGACAAGAAGCCGGGCAAGGGCAGCUACUGGACGCUCGACCCGGACUCCUACAACAUGUUCGAGAACGGCAGCUUCCUGCGGCGGCGGCGGCGCUUCAAGAAGAAGGACGCCGUGAAGGACAAGGAGGAGAAAGACCGGCUGCACCUCAAGGAGCCGCCGCCACCGCCGCCGCCGCCGCCGCCGCCGCCGCCGACGGCCGGCCGCCAGCCCGCGCCCGCGCCCCCCGAGCAGGCCGACGGCGCGCCGCCCGGGGCGCAGCCCCCGCCCGUGCGCAUCCAGGACAUCAAGACCGAGAACGGUACGUGCCCCUCGCCGCCCCAGCCCCUGUCCCCGGCCGCCGCCCUGGGCAGCGGCAGCAGCGGCGCCGCCGCGGUGCCCAAAAUCGAAAGCCCCGACAGCAGCAGCAGCAGCCUGUCCAGCGGGGGCAGCCCCCCCGGCGGCCUGCCGGCGGCGCGGCCGCUGAGCCUGGACGGCGCGGAGCCCGGCCCGCCGCCCGCGCCCGCGCCCGCGCACAGCCAGGGCUUCAGCGUGGACAACAUCAUGACGUCGCUGCGGGGGUCGCCGCAGGGCGCGGCCGCCGAGCUGGGAUCCGGCCUCCUGGCCCCGGCCGCCGCGUCCUCGCGCGCGGGCCUCGCGCCUCCGCUGGCGCUCGGCGCCUACUCGCCAGGCCAGAGCUCGCUGUACGGCUCGCCCUGCAGCCAGAGCCCCGGCGCGGGCGGCGCGGGCGGCGCGGGCGGCGGCGGCGGCGGCGGGGCGGGGGGCCCCGGGACCUACCACUGUAACCUGCAGGCCAUGAGCCUGUACGCGGCGGGGGAGCGCGGCGGCCACGUGCAGGGCGCUCCCGCGGGCGCCGGAGGCUCCUCGGUGGACGACCCUCUGCCCGACUACUCCCUGCCCCCGGCCACCAGCAGCAGCUCCUCGUCCCUGGGCCACGGCGGCGGCGGCGGCGGCCAGGAGGCCGGCCACCACCCCGCGGCCCACCAAGGCCGCCUGGCCUCGUGGUACCUGAACCAGGCGGGCGGGGACCUGGGCCACCUGGCCAGCGCGGCGGCGGCGGCCGCGGGCUACCCGGGCCAGCAGCAGAACUUCCACUCGGUGCGGGAGAUGUUUGAGUCGCAGCGGAUCGGCCUGAACAACUCGCCGGUAAACGGGAACAGCAGCUGUCAGAUGGCCUUUCCUUCCGGCCAGUCCCUGUACCGUACGUCCGGGGCCUUCGUCUACGACUGCAGCAAGUUCUGACCGCCCGCCUCCGCCCCGCCUGCCUCCCAGCCGGACCGAACCGAACCGAACCCCGGAGCAGGAGCAGCCAAAAGGACCCUCAGCGCAAAAGUGAAACCAAAAACCCAGUCCGUGAAACGUCCACCAAACUAGCAAACAGAAGCCCUCCACACUUUCGAGUCACCAGCACGAAGAAAAGGCUUUCUUCUCUUAGAAGAUGGAUUCGGAGCCACCUCCACUUUGCUUUAUCUAAACAAACAGAACCGUAAAACUGUUUUGUACAGAGACAGCAGAGUCAUGGUUUGUUAAAGGGCAGUGUUUCUCCAGAUAACACUUGGAUGUCCGUGGACCAAACGCCAGAAAGUGUUUCCAAAACCUGACGUUAAAUUGCCUGAAACUUUAAAUUGUGCUUUUUUGAUUAUGAAAAGGGAAACUGUAUUAAUCUUAUUCUAUCAUCUUUGCUUUCUUUUUGUUGAGCAUAUUCAUUGUUUAUUAAUAAAUUACCAUUCAGUUUGAAUGAGACCUAUAUGUCUGGAUACUUUAAUACAGCCUUUAAUUCUUAUAAGAGAAAAAGAUUUCAGAGAUUAAAACGCUAGAAAUUACCAAUUCUCCUAAAUCUCUGAAAAAAAAAAGUAGAGACAUCCUCUGACUAUUUCUGGUCAAAUUACACGUGUAAGUCUCUUUUUGUUUAGAUUUAUUUUUUCCUGCGGCAUCUUUUGCAAAAGUACUGUAUAGUCAGCUUGCUUUGUGGCUAGUAAAAAGAGAUUUUCCUAAACAUAUCUGAGUUGGCAUAUGCACAAAUGCAUUUUCUCAGUAAUGACAACAGGAUUCGGAAAUUUCAAGCCCAUGAAUCAGCAGCAGUCUCACCACAGUGAUACCUGUGUGUGGAGAGGCAGCUGUGCCUUCAGAUACACAUUUGAAUAUUUGGCUUGUGUAUCACUUAAAAAACUGUCGCACAUAUCAGACAUCCCUGUGAGCCGAAUGCUGGAUGAAUUUUCUUCCUGUUAAUUUCACUCCUUUUUAAGAGGGGGAUAAAAAAACCUAGCUUUUAAAUGUGUGUAUAUAACUCAUCCACAUCUACAAUCCUUCAUGUCCAAUGUAGGAUUGAUUUUUAUUUUAAUGUACUGCGGGUUGGAAAGGGAUAUUUAAUCUUUGGGAAACUAUUUUAGAAGAUAUGUUUGUAGAACAAUUAUUUUUUGGAAAAAGAUUUAAAGCAAUAACAAGAAGGAAGGAGCGGGAAGCAGGGUAUUUUAAUCCAGGUGGUUUCUUUUCAGUCCCAUUUUUCUUGUUAAUUUACAGUUAAACGUAUGGGGCAGCCCGCUAGCCCCCUCCUUUUGUAAAUAACCCAGGAAAUGUAAUAAAUUCAUUAUCUUAGGGUGAUCUGCCCUGUCAAUCAGACUCUGGGGAGAUGCGAUUUGAUUCCAGACUUUCAGGGUCUUUCCGUUUGUUCUCGAGAUAAUACAGUUCCCUGCUAUCUGCCGCUCCGAUCUAGAGGCAACACUUAGCAGUAAUUGCUGUUGCUUGUUGUCAAAAUUUGAUCAUUGUUAAAGGAUUGCUGCAAAUAAAUACACUCUACUUCCAGUCAAAAA